Capronia coronata CBS 617.96 is the source of this 738-nucleotide messenger RNA. RefSeq lists its product as uncharacterized. The transcript has a single exon. Lineage: Eukaryota; Fungi; Ascomycota; Eurotiomycetes; Chaetothyriales; Herpotrichiellaceae. The record is from RefSeq and is a predicted model, not a curated record. The coding region runs from base 1 to 738 and encodes 245 amino acids.
AUGGGGUUUCCAGAUGCCGCUGUCGGGGUAAUCUCUCUGUUUGCUUUUGUCUUCCUGCUCAUUGCACUCUUCAGCAUACGAGACUGUAUACGUGGUAUGAAGUGGCGACCGCGCAGCAGCCAGGAAGGUCGAUCAGAAGAAGGACUUGCCGGCCUCUAUGAUAUCAGUGACACGGAACUUGAAAACAUCAGCCCAAAUCCAUCAUCACAAUCGCCCGUGCACGACCCAGCAUCCCGACUAUCUCGACCACCGCGAGCUGCGCGUGAACUGAGAAGGACAGUAUCCCGUGCCGGCAUAGUGUUCGCUACUUCAAGUCGUACCACCGUCUACAACCACUGGGACUCUGUUACAGGAUCGUCAGUCUCUGAUUCCCGAACGACGGCUUCGACAGCAUCCAUACCGCCCCCGUAUCCUAGGUCUGAUGAAUCUGAGCUGCCACGGUACGAGAGGAAUCCGAAUCGCAUGGGAUCGGCACCAAGCGUCGGAUCUCGACUACCAGCCUACGAAAGCAAUUUGAACCUUGGAGAAGAGGCUCAAAGUGUCACCGAAACCCACAUGCCUCGUCAUGAAGAGCUCCCGACUGCAUCAUCAACACCGUCAACAAUGUCGCCCCCACCACGGCGAUCUCUUUAUCUUUUCCCGAGGCCGCCGCCCAUACACCGACACAAUCCGGAUCAAGAUGUCAGCGUAGAUGACAGCGUCGACAAAAGGUUACCGAGCGACAAUGCCACUCGAUGA